AUGUCCCAAAAACCGGCCGAUCCCGUCGAGGAGCCAGUGGAGGAUGAGGACUCAGACGAGUAUGAUGACGUAGAGGAUGUUGAGGAGGAAGAUGGUGUUGAGUACGAAGACGACGAAGACGAGGACGAUGACGAUGGAGCUCGUCCUAGUGGCAGGCAAGGUUCUUUGACAGCGCUCCUACUUGGAGAGGGAGAUGCUGCUGACGAUGGGGAAGAAGAGGAGGAAGAAGAUGAAGAGUACACCGAAGAGCCCGCGAAGAAUGGCAUCUCCCCCUCCGCUACCGUCUCAGGCACAAAGCGAGGAAGGGAGGAAGAUGAUGUGGGGGACGACGGUCUUGAAGGGGAUUAUGGUGAGUUCGAGGAUAACAGUAAGGUAGGGACGAAAAGGGCGAAGACAUCGGGGGAGGAAGCUUGA
This is a messenger RNA of Sparassis crispa, 414 nucleotides long. RefSeq lists its product with no specific name. The transcript is spliced from 5 exons. NCBI's taxonomy places the organism in Eukaryota, Fungi, Basidiomycota, Agaricomycetes, Polyporales, Sparassidaceae. The record is from RefSeq and is a predicted model, not a curated record. The coding region runs from base 1 to 414 and encodes 137 amino acids.